GCUGGCGCUGCAGCCGGAUCCGGAUGCGGCGCUGUGACCGGCCGGGAGACUGACGCGCCUGGAGGGGAGCGUGGAUCGCUUCGGUGUGAUUUUACUGGAAAGAUGAAACCCGAUGAAACGCCUAUGUUUGACCCAAGUCUGCUUGAAGAAGUGGACUGGAGUCAGAAUACAGCCACAUUUUCUCCAGCCAUCUCUCCAAAGAAUCCUGGAGAAGGCUUGGUUUUGAGGCCUCUUUGUACUGCAGACUUGAAUAAAGGUUUUUUUAAGGUACUGGGUCAGUUGACAGAGACUGGCGUCGUCAGCCCCGAGCAGUUCAUGAAAUCUUUUGAGCAUAUGAAGAAGUCUGGGGAUUACUAUGUUACAGUUGUGGAAGAUGUGACCCUAGGACAAAUUGUUGCUACGGCAACUCUGAUAAUAGAACAUAAAUUUAUCCAUUCGUGUGCUAAGAGAGGGAGAGUAGAAGACGUCGUUGUUAGUGAUGCAUGCAGAGGGAAGCAGCUCGGCAAACUGUUAUUAUCAACUCUGACUUUGCUAAGCAAGAAGCUGAACUGUUACAAGAUCACCCUUGAAUGUCUACCACAAAACGUUGGCUUCUACCAAAAGUUUGGCUAUACAGUGUCUGAAGAAAAUUACAUGUGUCGGAGGUACCUAAAGUAAAGAACACAGUCAAGAUAAUGCUCCGGGGCUUUCCUGUUCAUCUGUUGCUGCAGCCAAGUGAGCUCCAUUCCUUCUAGACUGGAAGCAACCGUAGCAGUGACACAAGAGCAUGCCUGUGCUGCUGCGACUGCUCUGCGUCACAAGAAUACACAUGAUCAUAAAGGGGUGAUUUUUAACCAAAGGAAUAUAUUUUCAACUUGAAUCUUUUCUUGCAUUGUAUUUUUCUAAAGUUUGUCUUCAUUUCUGAAGUAGUCAAGAGUAAGGGUGGUAAAGAGUUGUAUCUGCUCUGUGCUGCUCAUUUUUAAAUGUAUGUAUAUAUACUGAAUAAGGCUUUUAUCACAUGAAAUUAUCUUUGCCUCAUUUACCUAAAUAGACUUAAGGGUGCAUCAUUUCUCACAUUAUAGGGAGUUGGACACAUCUAUUGUUAUAACUAGAUCAUCUAAACAUUGCUGAUCCUAAUACUCCACAUACUUGGACAAGGUACAACAGCUGAAAUAACUAUUUUACUAAGUGUUGGUACAGUUCUGUGCAGACACCACACCACCUGUCUCAUCUGUCAAGUGAUGUCAGAAUUCCCAAGGGCAGGUCUAGAGACCCACGGUUCUUUCAUCAGUGGGUGAGCACCCUGGUUUCCAUAUCAUGGGCAUCUGAAGCUUUUGAGCUGCCAAAAAAAAAAAAAAAAAAGUGUGGUACCGUCUUUGUUCCAUCCUUAAAAAAAGUAGCUUUUCUAUUUAUAUGAUUAUAAUGGUAUUAUUCUGAUCAUUGUCCUGCUUUAUUUAUUUUAAUGAUUUUUAAAGGUAGAAUUAGACACUUUUUAACAAUGGUUCUAAUCAUUUUUGUAUUCCAUGUUAUUUACAUUAAACUUGUUUAUAUGAAUAGUC
This is a messenger RNA of Microtus oregoni (creeping vole), 1538 nucleotides long. RefSeq names its product glucosamine-phosphate N-acetyltransferase 1 (gene Gnpnat1). The record is from RefSeq and is a predicted model, not a curated record. The transcript is spliced from 6 exons. NCBI's taxonomy places the organism in Eukaryota, Metazoa, Chordata, Mammalia, Rodentia, Cricetidae. Gene Ontology annotation, cellular component: Golgi apparatus; endoplasmic reticulum-Golgi intermediate compartment; endoplasmic reticulum. Bases 103 to 657 code for a protein of 184 amino acids. Gene Ontology annotation, molecular function: monosaccharide binding; glucosamine 6-phosphate N-acetyltransferase activity. Gene Ontology annotation, biological process: UDP-N-acetylglucosamine biosynthetic process.